This is a messenger RNA of Abrus precatorius (Indian licorice), 1776 nucleotides long. RefSeq lists its product as uncharacterized. NCBI's taxonomy places the organism in Eukaryota, Viridiplantae, Streptophyta, Magnoliopsida, Fabales, Fabaceae. The record is from RefSeq and is a predicted model, not a curated record. The coding region runs from base 231 to 536 and encodes 101 amino acids. The transcript is spliced from 4 exons. Gene Ontology annotation, molecular function: protein binding.
GGUGGAAACAACAUUGUUGGAGAAAAAGCAGCUCCCAACGCCGCCUCGUAGUUUUCUGAUAGCGUUUCUCUUUCCUCUCUUUCUGUCUCUGCGAAGUGCAAACCACAAAAGCCCUUCUUAAUUCUCCACUCAAAUCCACACCAUGAUCUACAGAUAGCAUCACCAAAGAAAACCCUUUUUUCUCAGGACACCAACGAAGGAAUAAAGUUCAAUUUUUUUGAAAUUGGGGUAUGGAGAGUAGCAGUGGGAGAGAGAGCAACAGUGGGCGUGUGCCACUUUCUGGGGUGGUUGCAGAUUGUGUGAAGCGGUGGUUCAAAGACACUCUGAAAGAGGCUAAGGCUGGUGACAUCAACAUGCAGGUGCUGGUGGGACAGAUGUAUUUUAGUGGCUAUGGUGUUCCCAGAGAUGCCCAAAAGGGAAGAAUUUGGCUGACUAAAGCAUCGAGGAUUAGGUCUUCAGUUUGGAAAGUUGGUGACAAACGUCCAGGUUAUAAUGCCAGUGAUUCUGAUUCUGACGAGUUGAAGGAAGACUCUUAAGCAAACUAAAGUUAAUUUGAUACCCAAAAUUCUGACAGGUGAGUUUAUCCUAUAUCUGAACACUUUUGUGUUGUUAUUGGUACCAUACUCUUUUUGUGCUACAUUUGUUAUCUAAUACAAAAACUUGAGGCUUGAGCUGAGAUGUUUGGAUUUUUUCUACAUACUUAGAGUAGAGUGUUGUGUUUUGCAUCAGGUAACUUGAAUAUAUUUCUGGCUUGGGACUGUUAUGCCCUAUUUUCUUGUUAGUUGUACACUUGUAUUUGUGUUAUACUUUGAGAAUGAUGGGUUUAACGUAUCAAUUCAAUGAUGAUUCCAGUUCCAGUUCCCGUUCCCCAUAUCUGCAUUGUUAUGCUUGUAAAAUGAGAUAUAAUUAAUCACAUUAAAAUAAAAAAGAAUGAAACAUCAUAAACACUGUCAAUAUGCUAAACUAAUACUAAUUGCUAUGUAUCUAAUUUGAUUGUUGUGAACAUUCUUUUGGGAAAUAGCUUUCAAUAUAUGGUUUAAGUGGUUGAGUUUGGUUAUAACACUAUUUUUUAACCUUGAAGUUUGAUAGUGUUUCUGAGGAUGUCUGCUGAAAGCUUUUAAGUUAGGUCAUUAGCUAUGUCUGGGAUGGGGAGCUUGUGGAUUUUGGGUUAACACACAAAGUGAGUAGACAGCAAUGGAGAACAACAUUGCCUCGUUGGCCUUCAAUGUUGAUAAAAUUUAAGCCAUGCCAGUUUCACCAUGUUUAAAUAGACCAAUGCAUGGUAUGGCAAAGUCUGUGCGGUUUGAAACAGCAAAACAACAGUAGAUAAAAUCAAUUCUUCUAUUUUGUAAGUCCACAUAUUACAACAAAAUAUGUAAAGAAUCAAUGGUGAUUCUACCAUUUGGAAAUGCAGUAUACUGAUAUGAAAGUAAAUAGUAUAGUACAAUGGAAACAGAUGUGGUCCAACACAUAGGAUAACAGCCCUAAGCCUUUGUUCCAUAAUCCAUCAUUUUCAACAAUAAUUAUUUCCUGAAGUGAGACAAUGCAUUUGUUGGAAGGGUUAACUGCCAUGUCUUUGCAUUAUAGUGCUUCACAUUCAUAACUAACCAUUAUUGAUUGACAAAUUAAACUGCCCUUUCUUAUGGAUUGAUAGUGUUCCUUUGUUUUGUAGGUGUGUCCAGCGUCCUGCUUCUUCAUAACCAUCAUGUUAUUGUAACUUCCAUUUUUCAUUUGCUUUCUUAUAUGUGUAUGAUUUGCUACGCCAAUUUUUUAAAC